AUGGUGGAGCCCAUUGACCAGCCACAGCCUGUGCCCUCUAUUCAUGGCGACCUGCUUCCAAACAUUGGUUGGAAGAAGAACGUCUUCAAGUCCUCCACUGAAAGUGGCGAGAUAGUCGCCAAGAAAGUCCACAAACGUUGGAAACUGCUAGAAAGCGAAGUCUGGAAGAAGAUCAAUACAGUCAACAAGAAGCUCAUCAUACACCAACUAAGGACAGAGAUUCUGAAGAUGAGAGCAAGCACAAAGCCUUUGAUUGGUCGUGUAGCAUGGAACGGCGAUAUUGAGAAGGAUGAUCCAUACCCUGAUCCAUACCACUCAGAUACUACAAGGUACACUGUGAAUUAUUUUGGGAGCGAAGCUGAAUUCGAUGCGCACAAAGUCGAGCAAAUGCGCGCCAGACGUGGCGAUGCCGCAGCAAAAGCCUUGGAGGAUCGCAUCAAGCCCCUCCGAGACCAGUACUCGGAAAGAUUCGUCCUCACGCAUGGAGAUUUGCAUUCACAGAACGUUCAUGUUCGCCGUGUUGUAGGUUCGGAUGGAAAGUCUCGAUGGGAGCUGUCAGGUAUUCUCGACUGGGGAAGUAGUGGUCUUUACCCUAAGUACAUGGAGUACGCCAUGGCUAUGAAGACUGGGCCGCACCGUCCAUAUUGGAAGAAGGUGAUGAAGGAAGUCUUGCAGGGAAUGGAGUGCUCGAGGGAGAGAAUGGAGGUGGAGGAACGGGCCACGGAAUGUGUAGGUGUGGUAGGAAUGAACUCUUGCUUCAGCUCUCCGGGCCGAGUUGUUUUUGGUUAUCAAGCUGUUAGCGCUACGCUCGUGGCCCCGAACAUCGAUGUCGAUAGUAUUCUACACACGUCGGAAGCUCCACUGUAUGUACUCUACCAGGGUUUCAGGGAGGCCGCACCGAACCCUGGUCUAGCUACCGGCGAACUCCGCCGGCUGUAA
Molecule: messenger RNA, 939 nt
Organism: Endocarpon pusillum Z07020
Lineage: Eukaryota; Fungi; Ascomycota; Eurotiomycetes; Verrucariales; Verrucariaceae
Exons: 3
Coding region: 1-939 (312 amino acids)
Source: RefSeq, a predicted model, not a curated record